Abrus precatorius (Indian licorice) is the source of this 1534-nucleotide messenger RNA. Its product is annotated as probable beta-1,4-xylosyltransferase IRX9H. The record is from RefSeq and is a predicted model, not a curated record. Gene Ontology annotation, molecular function: xylosyltransferase activity; galactosylgalactosylxylosylprotein 3-beta-glucuronosyltransferase activity. Gene Ontology annotation, biological process: glucuronoxylan biosynthetic process; plant-type secondary cell wall biogenesis. The transcript has 4 exons. Gene Ontology annotation, cellular component: Golgi membrane. Bases 1 to 1296 code for a protein of 431 amino acids. Lineage: Eukaryota; Viridiplantae; Streptophyta; Magnoliopsida; Fabales; Fabaceae.
AUGGCAUCUAUUAGAAGAGCCUUGUCUCCAGUGCCUAGACCUGGAACUAUAGCCAAUGUAGAAGUCUGUUCAGUAGCUUCUCCCUUGUCUAAGUCGUCAUCAAGUCCUCAGAACUGCUCACCAUCGGCUGGAUUGGGCCACCGUGCUUUUGUGCUUGGUGUUUUCUCCCCAAGAUCUUUCAGGGCUUUUGAGAGAUCAAAGCCAAGGGGCCAGCAUUGGAGGAAGGUGCUUUUCCACUUCUUCAUUUGUUUCAUGGUUGGUGUUUCUAUUGGACUCAUCCCACCUGUAUCAACUAACAUGUCCUUGAGUCUUAUGCCAAAGCAUCAAGCCUUCUCUUUUGAGGUGAUAUCUACAGUUAGAAAUCUCCAGCCACUUGAAAAUGUGAAGAUAAAUAUGACACCAUCAAUUGAUGGGGCUGUGAAGUUUAAUGCCACCUUGAAAUCAGCAGAGCAAGAAGCAAUAGAUGGCUUGGCAUAUAAUGUCUCCAAUAGCCAAUUCAGUGAAGAUCCAUACUUAGAGUCUCAGAAGCUGCUCAUAAUUGUGACCCCGACCUACAGUCAUCAAUUUCAAGCAUAUUACUUACAUCGUUUGUCACAGUCUUUAAAAUUGGUCCCGCCUCCCUUGCUGUGGAUAGUUGUUGAGACGACUUCCCAAUCCGAAGAAACUGCUGACAUCUUAAGGAGUAGUGGCAUUAUGUAUAGGCAUCUCAUUUGCAAAACGAAUCUAACCAACCUAAGACAUAGGAACAUUCAUCAAAGAAAUGUUGCAAUGGCUCACAUUGAAACUCAUCGCCUUGAUGGAAUUGUGUACUUUGCAGAUGAGGAUAACAUCUACUCAGUGGAGCUCUUUCAGCAAAUGAGAGAAAUAAGGCGAUUUGGAACAUGGACUGUAGCAAGACUAUCUGAGGAUAAAAGUAGCAUUAUCUUACAAGGGCCCAUUUGUAAUGGAAGCCGAGUAAUUGGAUGGCACAUAAAUGAAUCAAAUGAUAAAUCUAAAAGAUUUCAUGCUGAAAUGCCGGGUUUUGCAUUCAAUAGUACGAUACUCUGGGAUCCAAAGAAGUGGCACCGCCCCACUCUUGAACCAAUGAGGCAACUUGACUCAGUCAAGGAGAGUUUGUGGGUUAGCUCAUUGAUUGAGCAGGUGGUUGAAGAUGAAAGUCAGAUGGAGGGCUUAAUGGAAAACUGCUCAAGAGUUAUGGUCUGGCAUGUUGAUCUUGAAUCAUCUUAUUCAUUCUACCCUCAGAAAUGGAUUGUAAAGAACAAACUAAAUGUCAUUCUUCAUCUUCCACUUGUGUGAAAAUUCUCAAUGAAGUGGAGAGCAGCAAAUUUUCAUUAUCCUGGUUAGAGGAUUAUUUCAACAUUCUCCUGCUCUAUAUUCCGUGACUGAUUGCACUCCUUCACAUGAUGCCAUAGUUGUGACAAGUCCAUUAGUUAAUAGUGCAUUUUCCUCUCUAACAGCUUGUACAUUAUAAUUAUACAGUUUCUAAGGUAAUCCAAUCCACACCUGUGGCUUGAAUUUCUUAGAGUUCGACGCA